Messenger RNA from Anastrepha obliqua, 1745 nucleotides. Its product is annotated as CAAX prenyl protease 1 homolog. Bases 107 to 1474 code for a protein of 455 amino acids. Gene Ontology annotation, cellular component: endoplasmic reticulum membrane. The record is from RefSeq and is a predicted model, not a curated record. Gene Ontology annotation, molecular function: metalloendopeptidase activity. Gene Ontology annotation, biological process: CAAX-box protein processing. Lineage: Eukaryota; Metazoa; Arthropoda; Insecta; Diptera; Tephritidae. The transcript is spliced from 3 exons.
AUCUCAGAUUUCUGUUGACAGCUGCCAGCAGCUGCUCACAUUUGCGGCGUCGCUUAUCUUUUAUAUUUGGUAAUUGCCGAAAAUUUAAAACGUUAAAAGUUUGACAAUGGACUUACCAGCGGCAGACGUGGUGUUAUAUAGCGUACUUGGAGUGAUCUUGUUAGAAAAUAUAUUUGAUAUAUACAUCACUUUUCGUCAGAUACAAGUUUAUAAAACUGCUCUAAAAGUACCCAGGGAGUUGAAAGACUGCAUGAGCGAUGAAACAUUCCAAAAAGCGCGACUAUAUGGUCUGGAUAGAGCCAAUUUCGGUGUCUUUAGUGCCAUUAUAAAAGAUGUAAUCCUAAUGUGCUUCGAACUCUAUACUGGUUUUAUUGCCGUACAAUGGGCCUGGGCAAUAGACUUAGCGAAACUUAUGCAUUUAAACAGCGAAAAUGAAAUAAUUAUCAGUUGCUUGUUUGGAUUGGUCACCAGUGUAAUAGGGACUUUUAAAGAUUUGCCAUUUAAAAUUUACUCUACAUUUGUGCUGGAGGAAAAACACGGCUUUAAUAAGCAAACCGGUGGUUUUUUCGUCUGGGAUCAAAUAAAGGGAUUUAUUGUGACCCAAGUAUUGAUGGUUCCUAUUAUCUCGGCGACCGUUUGGAUUGUACAGAAUGGUGGCGAUCAAUUCUUUAUCUGGCUUUGGCUCUUCACAGGCGUUACAUCAUUGGUUUUGCUCACAAUAUACCCAAUAUUUAUUGCGCCACUUUUCGAUAAAUACACUCCUCUCGAGCAAGGUACACUACGCAAAUCAAUUGAGGAUCUAGCCGCUACGCUAAAGUUCCCACUGACCAAACUCUACGUUGUAGAGGGUUCAAAGCGAUCAUCGCACAGCAACGCUUACUUUUAUGGUCUAUGGAAUUCCAAACGCAUAGUUCUCUUUGAUACCUUACUACUCAACAAAGGUAAACCAGAUGAUUCUGAACUGAAAGAGGAGGACAAGGGCAAGGGCUGCACUAAUGAAGAAGUACUUGCCGUUCUGGGCCAUGAAUUGGGCCAUUGGAAGUGUGGUCACGUAACCAAGAAUAUAAUCAUUGCACAAGUACAUUUACUGCUAUUAUUCGUCGUCUUUGGAUAUUGUUUCACUUAUGGACCCUUCUAUGAAGCCGUCGGCUUCCAACCUGGCACGCGUCCCAUCAUUGUCGGCUUGCUAGUCGUAUUCACAUAUGUCAUGGCACCAUAUAAUGCUAUUGUAAAUUUCGCCAUGACCACACUUUCGCGUUACUUUGAAUACCAAGCCGAUGAGUUCGCACAUGGACUAGGAUUCUCGAAGCAAUUGGGUCGUGCUUUAAUCAAAUUGAAUUUGGACAAUUUGGGCUUCCCGGUCUAUGAUUGGUUAUACUCGGCCUGCAACCAUUCACAUCCAACACUCUUGCAACGUAUGGAUCGUCUCAAACAGUUGGAUACAGAAGAUAAAAAGGAAAAGAAGGAGAAGUAAACGUGAAGAUGGCAUUCGAGCUGAGUUUUUUUUCGAAAUAAAGACGUUUGAUUUAAGAGCAGACGCUGUCGUCAUUAUACUCGGUAGAAAAUGCUGCAAUCAACAGUUACAGUAUCUAUGCUGAACUAGUCUCACGCCGAUUUCAAUUACAUAAUCAUUAAGCAUCCUUUAUAUCGUUUUUUUAUUGUAUAUUUGUAUUUUGCCAAAUUUUAUUUCAUAUAAGAAAUAAAUCAGAAAAGGCACACGCUUUUAAAUAUGUAAAAAAAAGGUA